ACGUGUGAUGUAAAUAAAGAUGGCGGCUUCUUCUAUUUCGAGUAUUGAUGAAAAUUAUGUUUUACCGAAAACAAAUAACGUCAAACCUCAACAGAAUUUAGUUGAUAUUAUCAACCUUGAUCAUAACUACUGUAGACCGUGGUCUGAACGUGAAAAAAUUCCACAUGCGAGGCCUGCUAAGAACCUUUUCUGGCCGCAAACAGAAAAUGAGUAUGAAGAGGGCAACGAUACGACGACAUCUGAAGCGAAGAGAAAACCCGAAGACAAAAAAGUGGUUAAAGUAGAUGAGGUUAUUGAUGUUGAGACGGUUGAAGAAGAGCCACUUAAUGGGCCUGCUGCUGUUAAUAUGCAAUAUGAUGUUGUGAAGUCCAAAAUUGUGAUGUCUGAAUGUGAGAAAUAUGUUAAUAGUUCAUCCAGUAAACGAACACCUGACACUUGGGAAGAGCUCAUUUGUAGAACUGGCUGGACAACGCAACAAAAUGUACUGUUUGAUAAGAUUCUCAAGAUUGUGUCCGCAUAUCGUCUCUCAUGGCUGACAUAUCAAGGGUCGGCCAAUGAGCCAAUCCUUCGUCGGGUGGCUGUUGAUAAAGCCACAAAACGUGUCAGGCAAAUUCUAAGCAGAAUUGAAUGGGAACCUAAACUAACAACUUGGUUACACAGUUCAAUGGUUGAUGGUCUCAGUGUUCCACUGUUGACUUGUUAUUUGGAUAUUGUGCAAACAUUGCGAUCAAAGGUACCAACGCUUCAGAGAAAGAUUACAGGAACUCCUUUGUUUAUUGAUGUACCAAGCGGACCAACUACCAGUGCUUCUGGUAAUUCAACCAAACGGUCUCGCUUCUGGCACCAUCAUCUUUCACACUUUGGUAAAGUAAUCCCUGUCACAAUGCAUCUUAGUAACAGUGGUAGAGGCGUUUCUAUUGGCCAAUGUCUUGAUCACAUGAUUGGUGCUGUUCAAGCUAAAGUUCUUGAGCUAAAAAAUCACUUUCCUAACCGUCCUGUUGUUCUCAUCGGUUGGGCGACUGGAGCUUUGGUCUCUUUCCAGGUAUCAUUGAAAGAGUCUGUCUGUGCUGUUGUCUGCCUUGGUUUUCCCCUCCUGGGUGUUGAAGGAAUUCGUGGGGAAAGUGGUGAUUCUUUCCUGGAAAACAAAACUCCAACAAUGUUUGUUUUUGGUUCGUUAUCCACAUCAUGUUCUUUGCCAGAUAUUGAGGAGUUCCGAAGAAAACUGAUGUCAGAUACUAGUCUACUAGUGAUCGGAGGUGCUGAUGAUCAGCUUCGUCUCACAAGCGCGAAAAAGAAAAUGGAACGUGUGACCCAGUCUGUAGUAGACAGAAGGAUCAUGGACGAUAUUGGCGAGUUUCUUAAUCACGCUGUCUCAUCAAUGAAUGAUGACUCACAUCCACGAUUAAACUAUUUUGAUUUUGACGAUGUCGAUAAUCGACGAAAGAAACCAAAAACGGAGUAUCGGAAGCGUUCGGCCGGCGACGCGGCGGGCUCGGCAACAGCCGCCAAAAAACCUCGUGGACGAACGCCUAAAGCAGCUGAUGGAAGUGCCCCGAAGAAACCAAAAACUGUGAAAAAUGUCAAAAAGACACCUGCUAAUAAACCGGUUGCAGCAACUGGUCAAACAGGUAAAGAAUCAGCUGCUCCAGCAGCUCGACCAACCGGUGGUCUUCCAAUCGCUCCAUUACGACCGACACAUCCCACAAUUCCAGGCAGUAUCAUUCAAGGAGUCCCGCUGACCAGUGUCAGUGUGCCAAUAUCUGCAGUAUCCCGGGUAAGCAUUCCCGGGGUACGUUUAACUGGUGUAAAUAUUCCUGUUUCUGGUGUCAAUGUCCCGGUAUCUGCUGUAAUAAAGCAAGGCUCAUUGGGAGGUAGGUCUUUCGUGUUCCCAGGAGCGGCGAGUAUAUCCCCGGGGGUAGCGACCACCGGAAUAACGACAGUGGGGACUGCGGGGAGCACCCAUCACCUAAAGAUUGUGGUCAAUCCUAACACAGAUGGAGGGAUAAAGGUCGCUGGUGCCCCUACUAAACCUGGCCUAUCAACUCCAUCGACAAUGCAGUACAGGACUGCUCUUGUGACUUCCCCCCUCCCAAAUAAAACCCCUGCUCCUAUUAAACCACCGACAUCUGUGUCUCCCCAGAUUUCUACCACCCCCAAGCAGCACUGAUAACAUCAUCGGCUAUAACAUCUGCUCUAACGUCGUCAUUAUCAUCAAAUUCUACAAAUGCUCCAUCAACAUCUGGCUCUAAACCAAUCGUUGUGUCUCGUACUAUUGUCACCGUCCCAAAGGCAGCAAUUGUCAGCGGACAAUCUCAAUUCGUCAUGCACCAAGGACAGUUAUCUGCCGUCAGUAAACAGCUCACCUCUGAGCAACCUGGGACGCAAGUCUCACGGAUUCUUACCUCAACUAGCAAAGCUCAAACAACAAGCUCCGUACCCAAACAAACUGUUCGCGUGAGUCACGCAGGAAGCUCUCAGACAGGCACGAAUCUCGUGAA
Dendronephthya gigantea is the source of this 2498-nucleotide messenger RNA. Its product is annotated as KAT8 regulatory NSL complex subunit 3-like. NCBI's taxonomy places the organism in Eukaryota, Metazoa, Cnidaria, Anthozoa, Malacalcyonacea, Nephtheidae. Bases 20 to 2167 code for a protein of 715 amino acids. Gene Ontology annotation, cellular component: NSL complex. Gene Ontology annotation, biological process: positive regulation of transcription by RNA polymerase II. The transcript is spliced from 12 exons. The record is from RefSeq and is a predicted model, not a curated record.